This is a messenger RNA of Varroa destructor (honeybee mite), 14777 nucleotides long. It is a transcript of the gene Liprin-alpha, whose product is annotated as PTPRF interacting protein alpha. The record is from RefSeq and is a predicted model, not a curated record. Gene Ontology annotation, cellular component: presynaptic active zone. Gene Ontology annotation, molecular function: protein binding. Gene Ontology annotation, biological process: synapse organization. NCBI's taxonomy places the organism in Eukaryota, Metazoa, Arthropoda, Arachnida, Mesostigmata, Varroidae.
UCGAAUCGGCAGUGGUUGUCUGAAGCGUUGUGCUGCCGUAGGUUUUCUGGGGGUUCGCCUAGUGAAUUAGCCGAGCGUCGAGCGUUCUCCCCUGAAUCUCUGCGGGGCGGCGAGCUUCAACGACGAGAGACAGAAACACUCCCGAAGUUGAAGAAGAACAAGUCCUAGAGGGUUGCUGGCGGCAGCCGCUGCAUCCGACGACAACUGUAUCUGCCUGCGUAUGACUGAGAGCGUAUGAGAGUGUGUAUGACGGGGUGUAUGUGUGUGUGUGUGAGGCUGUGUGUGUGCGAGUGUGUGUGUACGGUGUAUUAUAGGCAGUAGCGACCAGUAGUAUUCGGUCAGGCAAAGGAUCCGCAACAAUCAGUGAGUGCGAGUCCAGUUGUCGGUCAUGGACGACGACUACGGCCCUAUACCGGAUACCGAAAGUGGACCGGAUUAUGCUGCAGGCGACAAGAAAUAAUCGAGCUGACCCGGCCGCCGGGCGUAGCCGAUCACUCAGAGAUCAGUCAAAUAGUUUUCGACCGGAGAAGAAAAAGAGCUCUUUGCUCUGCUAGUGGUGCUGGACAAGUCGUGGCUAACAACAGCGGCAAUACCCGCAGUAGUUGAAAUAAUGGAAGUGACGGCUGCACUAGACCGCCAAUCACUUCGUAAUGAUAGCGGUGCAUAUCUGUCAUUCUAACAAUGGUGAAAAAUGUUCGGGACCGCUAGUCAGGAAACUGCCGAAACGGACACGAAACCUCUGGUCAUUGAUUCACCAUUAUCUACUGCGCGCUGUGUUUGUCUCGUUCAGUAGUCGGCCAGUUGGUCGAAUUUCUCCGGUAAUACCUGUAGUCGGCUGAUAUUUACUUAUCAAUACUAUACUAUUAGCACUGCAAGCGGUGAUAGUUACACCAGAAGCCCGAACAAAAUUCCAGAUGAAAGCCAGUGGUCUGUUCUCGGUUUGAUUAGCAGCUUGAUUCGACGCUAAUUUAUCUCUUGGUUUUUGUCUGUUGUCAUUCUCGUAUGUCGAUUCCGUUACUAGUUUUUCGUAGGCGGAUCAGUUCCUAGUGAAUACAGGAUAUCCGUUAGAUCUACCGUAUGUGGCAGCUCCGGCAGCACCACCAGUGAGUUCUUGUCACUCCACUCUCACAUGUCAGAGCAUAGAAACGGAUAUAGUGGAAAUCGCGUAAUGAUCGUGGACUUCAGAACUUCGCUUUGGCUUUUACAUAGCAUAUUGUUCGAGUCGUAGGCUGUGCUUGAUUUGGAUCGGUUGCUUUCCCUAUAAAAUACAGAAAAGAGAUUACUGUCUGACGUUUGUGUAUGCGCGAUUUGAAUAGCGGCAGCGACAGUACGGAUAGCUGGAGCGUGGUCAACGGUGGAAGUCGGAGCAAAACGGAGGAAGUCGCUAUCAUUAAUAAUUAAAGUGAAACGAAAUGCAAAUAAAUGGUUGCAGAUUGAAAGAGUAGUGUGAAUAAAAUAGCGGGUGACGAAGACGUCCAUAUGAAUGUGCUCACUGUGGGUACAGCGAGUGUCGUAGCAGAAGUAACACAAAAUAGCGGCAGCAGCAACAGUAACAAUAACGACGGCUGUAUGUGACACACUUUGAAGUGAAGGAAAAUUCGAAAGAACCACUUUCGCGCGGUCAGUCGGCCAAUUUCAUGAUAUCGGGUGCACUUCGGACGAGUGGUGUGUGACUAGCUAUAGGUGAAGGACACUUCCGUGUGGCAAUAGGUUUUAGGAGGGUUCUUAUACCAUCAGAAUAAGGGUCACUAGAGAAGAAUGAAUAGUUGAGGGGAACACGUGUCGAAAUUUGUGCACACACUUGGAAAUUUGAAAAGUACGUUCCGGCCCCUUCAACCACUAGUGUAAGAGAAACGAAACGCAAGUUACGAGAAAAACCGAAAGAGAAAACGAAACAUUCAGCUAGAGAAAAAUACAGGGUAUAAGUAUACAUAUAAAGGCCAUUGUAAUUCUUAGUUAUGCCAUCUGGAGGCAUUUUUGGUGUCCAGAUAUUUGGUGACUGUCUGCGCCAUGCUCAGAUGGGUGACACCGUCAACUCAACCGAUAUACCCUUAGUGUAACAAGAAUUGUCAACGAUGUGAUAUAAUGUUACCCCUAGAAAUGAUGGAACGAGUUGGAAUACCCGUUUGUUUUAGAUGUCUGCUGUUCUACGGAGAAAUAUGUGUCUAUACCGAAGAGGAAUCAUGGGGCACAAACUGUUCUUAGAAAAGUUGAAAACACGAAUUGACCGUUUCCUAAACGUCGUCUCCGACUACAAAUGCAAAUGAGAAGCGUUAGCGCUCGUAUGAAUACCAGUUAGACAGCUCACUGUAUUCAUAUCGAGAGGGCCAUAUUAUGGAAACAGGAUUAGCGUCGUGAAAACAAUUCUCUCCGUCGAGCAAUGCAAAAAAUAGGUCCCAGUACCGUUCAGCGGUAUCUAAACAGUGGAGUUUGGCUUUCGUUGCUCAAGAGGGUUUCGUACGGCUAAGGAUUACGACAUAAAGAUGAAAAUCGUUUUGAAACCUGUAUCUUUUUGUUGAGGCCGAGAAAAAUUCUUGACUACAUGCCUGUGCAGUUGACUACGCGUAUAUGUCGUGUUGCUGCGGAACCAUCCGUCGAACCUGUGCGAACAGUGUCGGAGACUAGGGCAUCAUAACAAAAAUGACGACAAGGUGAAUUAUCAACCCGAGCCACAUCCUCUCUAUUCGGGACAACUCGACCUUGCGACGAACCGUGUAUAUAUAUAUAGUUUUAGGUAUUACCAGGACGCACACCAGCCGUGAUCACGGCAGCUGGCGGGCCAACCACAAUGUGGAACAUGAUCUGUGACGUGAUGCCGACCAUCUCCGAGGACCGCAGCAGUUGCGGCCCUCCUGGUCCUAGCGGUGGCGGGGGGAACUGCUCCGGCGAAGAGAAUGAAUCCAGUAACAUUGAACAACUUAUGGUCACCAUGCUGGAUGAUCGAGAAAAAUUGAUGGAGAAUAUACGUGAAACACAGGAGCAACUGAGUCAACAUCAACAAAAGAUUAGCGACAUCACCAAGGAGCGAGAUGCUUUGGCACGCCAACUUUCACAAACCAUGCCGCAAGACUACACAGUCCUUAGCAAGGAGCUCAAUAUAGCCCGGGAGCAUAUGCUCGAAAAGGAUGAGGAAAUCGCUGAGCUCAAGGCGGAAAGAAAUAAUACUCGGCUGUUGCUAGAACAUCUCGAAUGCCUCGUGGCUAGACACGAGCGGUCGCUUCGGAUGACCGUAGUAAAGCGACAAACGCAAUCAUCUGCGGGGGUCAGUUCUGAGGUAGAGGUGCUCAAAGCCCUUAAAAGUCUGUUCGAACAUCACAAAGCUCUCGAUGAGAAGGUGAGAGAGCGGCUCCGUGCUGCCCUGGAGCGAGUUUCUCAGCUUGAAGAGGAGCUUGCUCGGUCCGCAGAACAGCUGUCUCAACUAUCGAGUCAGGGCAAAAACAAUGGCUCACAACAGGGUGGUCCCACUAUACAAAGCCAUGAGCAGGACGCAGGCUCAAAAGGCCAACAACAACAGCAGGUAACUAAUGCGGUCCAGGUUGGUCAAAAUAACAAUGCAAACGGAAGCAACGUGCAAAACGACGUGCAGGAAUUGGAAGCACAACUCGAACGGCAAACUGCAGAGCUAGCUCGCGGCCGAGGUCAGAUAGUGGAGCUCAAGGCGAGGUGCCGGGACAUUGAAGAAGUUUUACGGGAUACGCAGAAAGAUCUGCUUCAGAUGAAGGAGGAGAACCAGCGGCUGUGCCGUGACCUUGCCGAGAACAACGCCCAAAAAGAGGAUCAGGAGGAACGAAUUACGACAUUGGAGAAGCGUUGCCUUAAUGCUCAGAGGGAAUCUGUGUCACUGAACGAUGUCAAGGAGAAGCUCGAGCAUGAGGUCGCUGCGCAUCAGGCCCAGCUUCGACUGGCCGAAGAGCGAUGUCGGUCCUUGCAGGAACGACUGCAGGUGGCAGAAGAAAAGCUGUUGUCCGCUGCUGCGCGCGAAGAGAAAUUGAUCGAGGAGGUAGCUGCGGCCACCGCCGCUGUCGAGGCAGCCCAGGCUCAGACCGGUCAGGGUGAAGGAAGCAGCGGGGGUCAGGGCAAAGUGCAACCUGUCGACAAGCGCCUGGAAGAGCGACUAACUCGACUCGAGGCGGCGCUCGAGGAGAAGACGCAAGAGCUGAGCCGUGCUCGUCAAAGAGAAAAAAUGAAUGAAGAACAUAGUCAAAAGCUGAGUAGUACUGUAGACAAGCUGCUCGCCGAAAGUAAGGAGCGGCUUGAGGCGCAACUCCGAGAGCGAAUGCAGGCACUCGAAGAGAAGAAUGCUUUGGCGCAAGAACUUGACCAGCUGCGCAAGGCGUCUGAAGGUGCGGCGCUUGAUAAGGGCAAAUUGCUACAUGAAGUCGACAGAAUGCGUCAGGAGAUGGUGCAUAUGCAGCACUUCCACGAACAGCAGCUUGCCAAUGCGCACGCCAUGGCAACGGAGUACGCGAAUGCCUCGUUGUCGAAUGGUCUGGAUCACGGCGGUGUGGGUGGCGGAGCAGGAGGCCAUCAAGUAGUGGGAGCCAAAGACGGAGGUUCAGUCGUAGACAGCAAGUGGCUGAUGGGAGACCCCGCGGUGGACCAGAGCGACGCCCAGGCCCUGGCUAUGAUGCUUCAGGAACAACUGGACGCCAUCAACAACGAGAUUCUGCUCAUUCAGGAAGAAAAGGAAAAUACGGAACAACGGGCUGAAGAGUUGGAGUCGCGCGUCGCCGAUUCUUGGCAUCGCUCUCAGCUCAUAUCGGCGGCACAGGCUCAGCAACAGCAGGCGUCGUCGGCGCAGCAAUCAGUUGGAGCUGGGGGACAUCCACUGGACCAGCAGAUGCAACAGAUGGUCAAUCCCAGGCCUCCGAGUAGUCUAGGGACUCCGGCCGCAAUGGGCGCCGGGUCUGCGGGCGGCGUGCCCGUAGGGGGUGUCGCCUACCACGGACCUCCAGGCGAACAUCGGCCAUUAGCUCAGAGCCGCACCAUGGCGCAGAUCAUCGCCGAACGCCAGCUGCAACAGCAGCAAUCUAACAUGCUCAUGCAACGAGAGUUGAGCGGAUUGCAUACGCCUACUGAGGGAAUGAGUACGGCUACUAGCCAAGAAUCACUCUCGGGUAAGAAGAAAAAUAAGGGGAUCAAAAGUUCGUUUGGACGCCUUUUCACCAAGAAGGAUAAAAAGAGUAGUUCGAUGGUGGGAAUUAGCCAGAUGUACGCCGAUAGCGAAUAUGGUUCGUGUAGUGACAUUGUCGGAACACAUUCGGGUCUGGCGUCAGGAUUGGCCUCGCCAACAGCGUCGAUUUCGUCGCGGGACCUCGCAGGUUUCGCGCGCGGCGGUGGAAAAGACAACCAGAGUACAGUUGACCGGCGUACGAAGAAUAAGCACGACCUGCUUAUUGAGUCACUUAAGGCGGGAACGCCGUUCGCCUUAUGGAACGGCCCAACGAUAGUCGCCUGGCUUGAGCUAUGGGUUGGCAUGCCCCCAUGGUACGUAGCGGCUUGUCGGGCAAACGUCAAAUCCGGUGCAAUCAUGUCCGCAUUGUCCGACACAGAGAUUCAGCGAGAAAUCGGGAUUAGUAACCCCCUACAUCGGCUAAAACUUAGACUUGCCAUUCAGGAAAUGGUUGCGUUGACAGCGCCUGCGGGUCAGGCUGGUGGCCCUGUUCAUGGUGUUGGACCUGCUAAACCUCUACUAAUGGGCAUUGGUGUGGGAAACAGUGGACUUGCGUUUGGAGAAAUGAACCACGAGUGGCUAGGGAACGAGUGGCUACCUUCUCUAGGCCUGGCACAAUAUCGAUCAGCCUUCAUGGAAUGCCUAGUCGACGCUCGCAUGCUAGAGCACCUAACCAAGAAAGAUCUACGGGUCCAUUUGAAGAUGGUGGACAAUCUUCAUCGUAUCUCAUUGACAUGUGGAUUUCAGUGUCUCAAACGGCUUAAUUUUGACCGCGCACAGCUCGAAGAACGGCGACGUCUAGCAGAACACGAGACAUCGCGAGAUGUACUGGUCUGGUCAAACGAACGAGUUAUGCGAUGGCUAGGUCAAAUCGGUUUGAGGGAGUUUGCUGGCAACCUCCACCUCGAAAGCGGCGUCCAUGGCGCUCUCAUCGCGCUUGACGAGGCGUUCGAUGCCAAUGCUCUGGCCAUUCUAUUACAGAUCCCGUCGCAGAAUACAGCUGCUCGGGAAACCCUUGAAAUGGAGUUCAAUCAGUUGAUCGCUCAUGGUACAGAACGAGUUGUAGGGUCCGGUCAACCGGGAAAUCCUGAAAACAGGGUGUCUUCACAUCAUAGUCUUAACAAUCUUCCAUCACUUCAGGGCGAUCGACUCGUCUAGAUUACCGCCGAAGAUGUUGUAGAAAAAUUACUGUAGUUACAGAAAGUUUCUGCGCCAGCAAGUAAUAGGCAGAUUGAAAAAUCUUCAGAAACUUCAAGUGACUAGUGGCUAUUGUUCUAACAUGCAACGUUGAGCUUGGCAAGAAUAUGCAUAUCGUGGUUGAUCCCUUCGUCAGAUCGGCGGAAGAGGAAGAUAUCAUGCCGCUCUGUACCGUUCUUCAUUCCACUUCAAGAAAAAGCGCUUCAGAUGCGCCACAUUAUCUUACAGCAGAGCAAAGCUCAGCGUCCAUCGCGCCCGCUGAUGGAUAAUACGUUUAGUUACCUUACUAGGUCGAGUUCAAACACUGGCAGAGGCCGUAUCGACAGUGUGUUUCAACCAUUCAUUCCAUGCGACACCAAAGAAAUAGGUGGUCACUACACAGUUAGGCGCCUAUUGGAUCCGGAUAGUGGCCGCCGUACCUUUAUCUGAAAAAGAACGCCCCUACGAACAGCCAACUGUAAGGACCAACGCGUACAGUCUAGCGUUGACUGCAUCUCAGGAGUUGCGCCUCAGUCAGAAGCUGCGGCGCAGGCCGCGAAGAUAUCGUCGAUGAACAGUUGUGACAACGAACGUUCUCCUCCAUAAAACCGCCGAUUCCGACCGCACAAUGCUUCCCGCCCUAUAUCACUGAAGGGAGCCCACUGUAACGCAAUAUAGCUAUGCUUAUUGCGCACAAUUGACUGGCUGUUCUCGCCGGUAGAGACGAAUGUUAAGGCAUCUAGCGAGGAAUAGUAUCGAUCUCAUCAUUAAAAGACAAAGAAAAAGAUAAAAUGAGGCAAAGAAAAAAAGUCGAGGGUGGGCGGCGGAAAUUGAGCAAAAACCGCGAAUUUAACGGUAGUUCGAAUGGAAGCGACGGCAAUAACGUCGACCCUGACACCUCUAGGAGAACCUGAUUCUCGGCGGAAUGAAAUAAAAUUGGAAAAGGGACACGUCAGCGCACUUGUGAAUAUAGACUAUAUGUUAUAACAAUGAUUGCUGAUGAAUCUAUAAUAACAAUUAUUAUUAGUAUUAUGAUUAUUAUGGUGUACGGAGAGUAUAAGAAUUAUUGCAAAUAGACAUGGAGAAUAGAACCCAUGCCAAUCUAGCCGAGAGAAGAUCAUACAGAUGGUAGGGGAUAUCCACAUGGUGCGAGAACGGAAACCAUACGGUGACACAUGAUAUAUGGCUAUAUAUAUAUAUAUAUUCGUGUAUCACCAUUAUAUAUUUGGGGCAAAAAACAUUGGAGAUAAUAACAAAUGCGUCGAUAUAGAUGAAAUGUAAGUGAGUGCAUAAGGCGGGUAUUAUUCUAAUUAUUAUGAUUAUUGAAACCGGCCGGAUGGCCGUCCGUCAGAGGUCGACACAAACUGUUGUUUUUUGAAUUUCUAUUGGAUCGAUUAUUAUUAUAAUUCAUUUUAUUAUUGUUAUUAAAAGCACGCUGUCAUGGUUAUACAAGAACGAGGGAAUGGGGUUUGGGCUGGUUUUUUUGUCUGACAGUUAACCAAUGCCAAGGUGGCGUCGAGAAUAGAAACGAUGAACAGAAUGUGGCUGGCGUACGUUUGGCACAUUGUGUACUCGAGCCCUAAGAGUUUAGUAUUAAUAAGCCAUACGGUAUUGUGAACGCUUGGAGAGUACAUCACCAUUAAUGAAUUUUGAGGGGCGAACGACUUUGUGAGAGGAGCAUUGGGGGACCUGAGUGCGAGGAUCAACGGGGGAGGAGAGAGAAAACGAGCAUAUUGACCGGCGCAGUGAAAAACAAACAUGCUGCUAGACAUUAACUUUUAUUGCGCGCCGUGUUUCAAAGCUAAAAAAAUGCUGUACGAGGUAGGCGUCGUUAGCAGAUGAAAAACAUGACUGGAAAGGAGAUACGGUAUAGUCCACACUCCUAAACGGCUGAGGCUGGUAGAGGCACGGCGCCAGGAAUGGCUGGCAGACUGCAUAUGGGCAGGACGACGACCGAAGCAUCGGUCAUGGAUGUCUUCUAUGUCUAAACAGUUUGAAGCUAAAAAGCUACGAGGCAUUCGAAGUUGGCAGUCGACCAGGACAACACUUCAGAUGCCGUCUGUUCAUGGGCUUCGAUGUUAACCGGUGUAUUGGUCUGGAGCUUUAGGUAAAUUAGAGAAAAUAAGAUACGGAUUAUAUAGGUGAACAAUGCCGAAAUAACUGAUCUUGGAUAUAAAGUCAAGAAGCGGCCAUAUGUACGAAAGCAGCAUAGCCAAGGGAUACAUUUCAGAAGAUUAUCAAAGGCAGCAUAGGAAAAACCCAAUUACGCAAAAACAAGCAAACGAGCCACAUGGGUCAAUACAGGGUCAAUAGGGUACCCGACAGGCGACAGCUAACAUAAUACAUUAAGUUUCUGCUUCUGCGCAGUAAAUUCAUAUCGAUGCUAUUCAGAUCAGAUAAAGUCGACUGAAUAUUGUUUACUGGUAGAGGGAUUUGUCGUUUGUGCGCUGGCCGUUUUAUUCGUAUAGCAGCUGACUGCAGAAUUUACACGAACGACUCGAAGCUCUUGCGAGGUACGAAUGAAUAAGAUCGUGGAUCAUGAAUUUGUGUUAAGAAAUCUUUGACUUGACGAGAAAAUGUCGUUCUGUUAUUUUGCGAAGCAGGGAGGGGAAGUUGACUUCAACAAAUGUAGUAAAGGCUCAGUUAUAUAUCUACGUGUUGCCAUUGCCAUGAUGUGCUCGUAUUGUUCCAUGAAUUUUAAUCGACUCGUGGCAAAGGCAAGGCGGAUAGCGUUAUUAAAAUACGAUUUAGCUUCGGUAUUUGCAAAGAAAAAGACGUUUGUAGAUCGUACUCGAACAAAUAUCCAAGCUUCGGAUCAUGUGAACACAGCUGAUUAACAGGAUCACCUCGUUUGUCGGUCAGUCAGUAGAGUACUCAUUUAUAUCCAAAAUGGCCAAAUGACCUACGAAGGAAACAAACGGUCGUAACGCGCCCCUGCAAUGCUUCAUAAAAGACAAAACAAUCUAAUAUAGGUCGGUACCCUAUUGCCAUUGAAUUAAAAGUCAGCACGAUCAGAAGGGUACAACUAUAAAACAAGUAUCUGUCAAGAUUGUUAUUAUUAUGUUGUUGCCAUACCAUGAUGUCACUUGCCUGACCUCAAGAAGUACCCUUCGUGCAAAACCUAUUGUCAGGAACAUCAGUGAAAUAUCGGAAUUAAGAUCUCAGCGCAUAAAACUGAUCCAUCACUGAUCAAACAAUGAAAACGACCUCGCUUUGUCAAGCGUCGAUGAUUUUAUUGCAGCUCUACAUGAUAAUUCUCUAACAUUCUUUUCUGUGCUAGACAUCACCUGUGGUCGAUAUACAUACGAAUAGUGACGCGCUCAGAUACGAACGACUUUCCAAAACGAUAUAUAAUCAUGUUUUAUUUAUAUGUAGAAAAAUGGAGAAGAUUACAUGCCAUGCGUUUUGCUGAUGGGAUAAACGCUCCUUCCGCCGCCGGUGUAACUUAACUACAGUGUAUAUAUAUUCUAUUUUUUUGAAGAAAUUUUCUAUUUUUCCUACUUGUGUUUUUCUGUGCACUUUCCUGAUAAGCCAAAAUUAUCAUGUACGCUAUUUUUCCGAUGCUAUUUUUAGCCGCCCGCCGUAUCAGUUCGAAAUUUCUCUAAUACUAUCCACUGACAUACCUAUGUAUCCUUAGCUAAACAAAUGAAAUGAGCACGAACAGUCCAUUCCUACACAAUCGGCCAUGCUUUUUUUCGUUUUCCAAUCAUGCGGAAAUGCUGACGCGGAAAAGGAUUGUGAGAAUGCAAUGGUAAUCGUCGUCUUCCAAAGAUGUUUUCCAACGACGGAUAGAGCUCGUCUGCUGAAGGUCCUUCCUUCAUUCAUUCAAAAGCUAUCCAAAUUUCCAAAUUUACACCUUUGCCUUUGACUAUCUACUAUUCUUCUUGGACGCCGCGAUGACAAAAUAUUUUUUUGCUAUGCAUUUAAUUAACACGGUGUUCAUAUAUACAUAUAUAUAUAUAUAUAUCUCAAGAGAGAGAGAGAGAGAGAGAGAGAGAGAACGAGAACGCGAUGAAGUGCAAUCUAUUAAGUUGUCAGAUUAAUGUUGUUGUAGUUUUGCUUCUAAAGGCUGGCUGUCUUUUUUUGAGGCGGCUCUGUUGUCCAUUCCUCUCUUAUCGAAAAGUUCACUGAGCACGCUCUCGUACGAGACGCUGCGAUUUUCUUGUAAUUGUUCUUGUAGUAAUAAUACGUUUUUUUUUUUUUUAUUAUCUAAUGAUUGUCGUCACAGAUCAUUUAUUCCAUCUGAAAUAAACUAACUUAACGUUUACAGUAUUUCAAUUAUUUCAAUUCUAGUACCCGAUAGCGAACAAUUUUGAAGCACGACAUCCGUUUGUAACGCAAAUCUCGCUUACCCUGCUAGGUGUGUUUAAUGUGUAUGCUGGCUUGACUUAGUCCGAUAUGUGUGUAUCUUCGAAAAUAGGAAAAACAUGUAAAUGUAAAAAAAUCAACUGGAACAUUCAGGUAAUGUUCAACAUUAUGCCCGGCUGUAUUUCGGUCCGAAUUUUUAUUAACUAGCAGGAAGACUCUUGGGGCUACCUUUAUGUGUUCAGCACCGUGUAUCAUGGUGUCGAUGCGUAUUUGAAUUGAUCCAUACGUACUUGAAUUGAUAUAUUAUAAUUAAGGAGUGCUGCCUCAAGUUGGAUGUUCCUUUAGACUACGGCCCUGCGGCGAUGUCAACUUCUAUUCAUGGGUAGUUUUCUUACUAAUCCUUUUUACAAUACACUUCAAGACACUUCAUAUUGAACAUCUCCCUGUAUAACUAACGUCUGUUCCUUGCUUAAGUUUAUUAUAAUGAUUAUUAAUUGACCAUACGUGAUAUCGGUGUCAGUAGACAAUGCGAGACCUACCGCGUCUGCCAGCGAAGCUUCUUAGCCUCGGACACUUUCAAUAGAUAUUCGUUUUUUAUAACCACUAUUAUCAGGGUCAUGUUACCUUCUUUUGGCGGCCGACACACACACACACACACACACACAAACACGCAGCAAACUCAAGUUAAUAAUGAUAAGUUGAUUUAUAUAUGACUUAUCUUUCAAUCAGGAAAACGUGCUUACUGUUGCCCCUGCAUAUUGGCCACCGGCGAACAUGGGGGAAAAAUUCUUUGGGGUGUUGCCUUGUAACUGCGUAAACAAACUAGUCAAAUCUGCAUCGGGCGUGUCAUAUAUGCUAUAAGGAAAAACAAGGAGAAGAAAAUGGAAUAGACCGAACGCGAAUCUCUUGACCACGAUAAUUGCUCGAAUCAUCUAUAUAUCUAUCGAAACUGCUUGUACUAUGUGACUAAAGAACUACUGUUGUUUCUAUUGUUCUACUAUGUUGACGACAAUAAACAAGAGAAACCCUUUCGGGACACUUUGAAGCGACACGAAGAAGCUAGCAAGGCUCCUUAACACGUGUAAAUGGGAGACGUGCUAGAAAUAGCGCAGUGCUAACAGUACAAUGCGAAACAAAAUAUGGCCGUGUCAUAGAUGCUGGAAGGAACACGUAAUUACAAAGUAGCUCUAAUAGAAAUGACACCUAUUAUUCAUACCAGUAGCGAGUAGCAAUGUUUGAAAUCCAUGAAGACGAUCUAUGAAAAUCUAUAUACAUCCAAAAACGACCAAAAAUUGCUCGAAUAUUACCAUGAAGCGUACGGCUGAGAAGGUUCACUCAUGAUUAUGGUCAUCUGGUAAAAAUCAACACCAACAAAACCAGUCUGUGGAGUGUGUAUAUAUAUAUAUAUAUAAAAUUAGCAAAAAGAAAAUCACUACUUAAAAGCAUUGAUUUUACGUUACCGAUCGACAUCGCCAUAGUGGUAGAUGACAUAUUGCAACUGAACGUCAUAAUGCCGCUUUGUUAUCCUUGGAGUCUGUGAGAAAAUGGUAAAGUGAAAUGAAAAAUGCACGCAGAUUGACCAACGUCAAAUUCUAGUGAUGGAACGGACGCGUUCUCUAAUGCUUCUGCUCAAUCGGUGCAGAAGCACUUGUUUACCGAACAAUAGAUAAUAAGAAAAAAAUCGCAUAGCGCGAGCUAGUUUUUUGAUUCAACUGAAAUUGGGGAAGAUAAUUAUAUACAAAUAUAUAAGUUGAUGUGUAUAUGUUCCAAGUUUGCACAUUAGUUGAACACUGGUGAAACAUAAAUGGAAGAAGAGUUAGGAACAAUUGAACAAACAAAACAGACUCAACGGACAUCUUUGUUGCGGGAGCCAUGUCGAAAAAAAUAUAUAAGCAAUUGUUCUAGUCCAUACGAAGUCCAUCAAGGGCAUAUACGUGGAAGCUUAUGGUAUAGCUGUUGAUUGCAAUAGAUAGAAAAUUAAAAUUGGUAGAAUAUGAGUAUUCCUAAUCGUAUACAUGUAUGUGUCAAUCUAUAGCCCGAUAAUAGUUGUGUGGUAUGACAUCUUCUCGUGCUGACACCGUGCGAUAUUCACAUAACAGGAGUCAUCGAUAGCAGAAUCAUAUAUAGUUAUAUAUGUUUCGCCUAACCGAUACAUGACCAACUUAGCUCAACCAGCCCAUACUUACCCUUAAGUUCCAUCUACGUACACAGCAUAACAAUUUGUACACGGGCUAACGAACGAAUGCAAAUAAAUGGUACGACGGGGCGGGUAAAGGGCAUCGCGUAAAGACGUCUGGUCGCCAAUGGGAGCUUUGUGCAGAUAUCUGUGCGGUAGCUCCGUCAGUACAGACGGAGUCCUUUUGAGGAAUAGCAACCGAUAAGAUCCUUAUCUCACUUUCUCCCCUCUCCCUCUCUCUGUCCCCUACUCGUAGAUUCCACCCCAAUUUGAUGUACUGUAUCUCGGAUAGAUCGACGUAUUGGAUAGCAGAGGCCUCCUAUGCUUCCUCUCGCAUCUUUCAAAAAGGCCGGCAUCGAAGAGGAACGGGUGCUUUAUAAAAGACGACCACGAUUGAUUGGGGGUUCGAUAGCUAUUUGUAGCUGUUGGCGAACUGAGUUGCGAGACAAAAUGUCUGUUCUUUUUCGACUUCAUUGAUGAUAAGCAUAUUUGAAGAUAGUGAUGAUGUUGAUGAUCACGAUAAUGCUGAUAAUGUUGAUGGGCAGUGAGUGUAGAGGCGCAAGGACGCACAUGGAGGACGCGGAUACACACGGAUUAAUAUUGAAACACAAACAUAAAGACAAACUCGCACAGGGGAAGCACAAGGGAAGCAUAAGGGGCAACGAUUUGAACCGCACAUCAUUCAGAGACCGUUUCCACACGCCAGAAAGACAAUAAACACAUGUUGAACGCGCAAGCAUUAGUCACGGUCAAUCCGCAGGAUCGAAGGGAUACGCAAGGAAAAUCAUUAGCCGAAAAUAGAAUCCCUGUUGGCGCACACAGUGUGACGCGCAUUACAUAUCGAAAUGAUCUCGUAGCGAGCUCCCCCCUACGCGGGGCGCUGCAGAGGAAACACUUAUGUUGUUGACUAGUUACUCAGUUGGGUCGAGCUAAGCCACAUUGCAAUGUAGCGCUAUUAGCUCGUUAUUUCGCGUGAACAGGCAACGCCCGUUACACACAUACACAACAGUACACGGGUUUAUAGAGACAAGCUACUUGAGUGUAAAAAAAAGAAGAACGAAAUUCUCAUUUUCGGUCUGACGCAAUAUUGACAGCGAUGAGCAGCGACGAUGUUUGUUUUCUGCCGGGCGACGUCCUUGAAUUGGUGCGCGCGGAGAUUUGUAGAAACAGAUAACUGGAUAAUUUAAAUUCAUCGAAACAAAAUUGGCCUAGUUUCAACAAUCUGAUUAGGAAUGCUGGCCCUUCGACGAAUUACUAUACUAAUUCUUCCUAAAUAUUGUUAAACAAUGGCCAAUUACGGAGGGGGCUGUGCACGUAUAGCAGUGCUGCUAUGAUAUAAAGGCCUUCGCGAUGGCGCGACGAUAAUGUGUUAAUUCGCUAAAUAUAAGGACACGAUGUGAAAUGACGUUCCGGUUUGAAUAGACAUAACGUUCAUUUCGUGCUGGGGGAGGGACGUAGUCGUCGGAAACAAUCUUUAGCUCAAUGCCGUAGAACCGGAACAUUUAGUUCUGAUAGGGAAAAACUGCGGCUAUCAUAUGGUAUGUUGAAUGAAGAGAAAACAAUGGACAAAUACCAUUUGGACACACACAUGCACAGACACAUACGUAUAUAGAUACGCAUACAUCCACUAGGACGGAAGAAUCAAAAAUACAUCAAAACAGAUCACUGAAGGUAUCGACAAUGAUGACGGUAUCCGCAACGAAAACCAAAAUUUAACAACCGAUGCUAGGGAUAAAUGCGCUUGUGCGAAGCGUAGCGAAACAUGAACACGAACUGAUUGACAAGAUGUAUUCAAUAGCGGCAGUGCUGGACUGGGCGGCACGGGGUACACGGUAGUCGAGACUUGUGAACAAACAGGCGGCUGAACGGUCAGCAACGACAAAAAUCACAAAAAUGGCGAGUGGAAAAUAGAAUAGCAGACGAAACAAAAGGAAUAAAAAGCAA